Molecule: messenger RNA, 7482 nt
Organism: Struthio camelus australis
Lineage: Eukaryota; Metazoa; Chordata; Aves; Struthioniformes; Struthionidae
Source: RefSeq, a predicted model, not a curated record
AUUUCAAUGACACUUUGCAGGCCUAGGCUGAUUUGAUUGGCCAGGUAUAACUUUGAGUUUUGCUCAGCUGUGGAAGCAAGUAAUCUGAUCCUGUUGAAGGAAGGAUGCACAAAGGUGGGUUUAGUCUACUAUGGUAUUCCUGUAGCAUUCAGCUAAGUCAUAUCCUGCAAGUAACUCCCUGUUCAUGACCCUAGUAAAGUGCUAGAGUAUCUGAAAGCCAGCAGGUCAUGAGGUGCCCUUUUCUCAUGAAUAAGGGAUUCGAGGGAAAUCUUGCAUCAAUCAGAGAAGCAGAAUCUUUCAAGGAACAAGGAAAUGCGUACUAUGCCAAGAAAGAUUAUAAUGAAGCAUACAACUAUUACACAAAAGCCAUAGAUACCUGUCCUAACAAUGCCAGUUAUUAUGGUAACAGAGCUGCCACCCUAAUGAUGUUGGGGAGGUUUCGAGAAGCACUAGGGGAUGCUCAGCAGUCUGUCAGACUGGAUGAUAGCUUUGUAAGGGUAUGUGGAAAACUUCAUAUUUCCCUAGGAAAUGCCAUGGCUGCUAGCCGCUGCUUUCAACGAGUCUUAGAACUGGAUCAUAAGAAUAGUCAGGCGCAGCAAGAGCUGAAGAAUGCAAGUACUGUUCUUGAGUAUGAAAAAAUAGCUGAAGUGGAUUUUGAGAAACGAGAUUUCAGGAAGGUUGUAUUUUGCAUGGAUCGUGCUUUGGAGUUUGCUCCUGCUUGUCACCGAUUCAAAAUCCUCAAGGCAGAAUGUUUAGCGUUAUUGGGUCGCUACCCAGAAGCACAGUCUGUAGCAAGUGACAUCUUACGAAUGGACUCAACAAAUGCAGACGCUCUGUAUGUCCGUGGUCUCUGCCUUUAUUAUGAGGACUGUAUUGAGAAGGCGGUGCAGUUCUUUAUCCAGGCACUCAGAAUGGCCCCUGAUCAUGAGAAAGCAUGUCUUGCCUGCCGUAAUGCCAAAGCACUUAAAGCAAAGAAAGAAGAUGGGAAUAAAGCCUUCAAAGAAGGAAACUACAAACUUGCAUAUGAACUGUACACAGAGGCACUAGGAAUAGAUCCAAAUAACAUAAAAACAAAUGCCAAACUCUACUGCAACCGGGGGACAGUUAAUUCAAAGCUUAGGAAACUUGAAGAAGCAAUAGAUGACUGCACGAAUGCAGUGAAACUGGAUGACACAUAUAUCAAAGCGUACUUGAGGAGAGCACAGUGUUAUAUGGACACAGAACAGUAUGAAGAUGCUGUAAGAGACUAUGAAAAAGUUUAUCAGACAGAAAAAACAAAAGAACACAAGCAACUUCUAAAGAAUGCACAGGUAGAAUUGAAAAAGAGCAAACGGAAAGACUACUAUAAAAUCCUUGGGGUUGACAAAAAUGCCUCUGAAGAUGAGAUCAAGAAGGCUUACAGGAAAAGAGCACUAAUGCAUCAUCCAGACCGACACAGUGGGGCAAGCGCAGAAGUACAGAAGGAGGAGGAAAAGAAAUUUAAAGAGGUUGGUGAAGCCUUUACCAUCCUAUCGGAUCCCAAGAAGAAGGCUCGCUAUGACAGCGGACAGGAUCUAGAAGAGGAUGGGUUGAACAUGGGAGACUUUGAUGCAAAUAAUAUCUUCAAGGCCUUCUUUGGUGGGCCGGGUGGCUUCAGUUUUGAAGCUUCUGGGCCAGGAAAUUUCUUUUUCCAGUUUGGCUAAAAAAAAAAAACCCUACACAUACGUGAUCUGCUUAUUUUAACCUUGACUAUGGACAUACUUAGACUCCUUCCUUCAUCAUGUCUCAUUGUACUUAGAGCAGUUUCAUUUUCUCGGUUGGAGACCUCUGUUUUGUGUGCUUUUGUGUGUGAAGAGGAAACCAGCUCGGGGAGGGGAAGGCUUGUGAAUUUUGUUUUACUGUUAACUUUAUUAAAAAAAAAAAAAUAAAGCUUUGAAUCGUUUGGUCCCUCCAUGCUGGCCCGUACUUUCAGACUGUUCCUGCUUCUCAACAGAGGGGAUUUCCUUGAAGUCCUCUUCCUGGAAUCUUGACUUGUGAGAGGGUGAAGUAAUCUCCUGCUUUGUUUCGGCUGGCUCCAAAGUGCAGUGUGGCAGCAUGCCUAGGGUUUGUAGCAACUUGUAAGUUAUUUUAAUCUUCUGAAAGUAUUGCUAAGAUUCAAUCAAAUUUGAUACAAUUGCUUUUUUUUUUUUUUCCUUUCCUUUUUACCUGCCAGCUGCCACUUCUUUUUUGCCAUGGUUCUACCAGAACGGUACACUUGGGCAUUAACUUAAAUGAUAGUGUGUGAGCUUAACACUUUCAUAUCAGAAAAAUGCCCCUUUGGAUUUAAAAGGGCAGCUUAUGUGAGAAUUCCCUGUGAUGCAGCUAGAAUUAAGGGCUUUGUGUUUCCACUCCAAGAAUUGUCAUCUUUAAGCGAACAUUUAACUUUCUCUGGGCUGAAUUUCUUCACUGUAUCUUUUUUGAUUAAUCCACUUGAACAUUUGAUACUUGUGCUAAAAGUUGAGUUUAUGGUUUAAGAUUUUCAUGUUUGAUUUCAUGUACUGAUCCAUAAUGUGGAUGAGUCUUUCUGGCUUUGAAGACAUACAAAGUUAUAUUCAGGUUAUUAACUGAAAAUGGUUACUCUGUGUGUAUGCGGCAGUGUGUUCUCAUAACGUUUACAGGAACUGUACAAAUAUGUUAAAUUAGUCAAGUAGUUUUCAAAUAAAAGUAAUUUACUAGUUCAAAGAAGCAAGAAAAUGCAAAGUCAAACUUUGAACUGACAGUCUGUAAUUUGCUUCUCUUGCACAAUGUCAGGACAAGUGCUGGAGCGAUGCGGUUGAAGCCUGGAGCUGUGUGCAGCUGCACCAUCUCGAAUUCAGAAUGGAUUUGGUUUGGUGAUACUGGUUGGUUUGGUUAACAGGCAGUAGCCUGUUAACAUGAAUGCUGCUUAUUUUUCACCAUAAGUGUAGUGUUAUAGCAGGAUCUCGGCUGAGGAGGACGCUGCUUCCGGAACUCUUCACUUUCUUCUAUAAAGUGAAGAGAUAAAAUGGAGAAUCUUUUUUUGACUAGAUGCUUUGUUCAAGUUAAAUAUUAUCUUUAAAGAGUUUUGGAGCUUAGCAUGUGGCGUUAGAUCUGACAGUACUGUAGGAAACCUUGCAGCAGAAGCGAGGUUUGUGCGUGUUAGCGCUCAGCAGCACCAGUGUGAAGAGGAAGAGUCUUUCAGAGGCAUUGCUGUAUCUGGAGUUUCUUAAAACUGACCUACUGUAGUGUAGUGACAUUUGGAGAGCUGAAUUUUGCCUGGCUGAAAAAGACAGACAUUCUUACGAGUACAUGCAGGACUUUUUCCUAGAGAAACCUGACACUAACUUCUAUGUAACAUCUGACCUAACUUUUUACUGCAGGAAAAAAUAGAUUGCAAUGAAUUGAUUGCAUGAAAUCCUUCUUUUGAAUGCUCAUAUCUCUGUCUUCCUUCCUUCCGAGGGCUGUACUUGUCCUGUUCCGUUGGACAGAGUAACUAGGCUGCAAUGCAAGUUAACUUCAUUUACAACAGUUGCAAUAGAAACAUGUGGUGCUGCUGCCGCUGAAUACUACAGUCCCGAGGCAUCUAGUUCUUUGUCAGAAUUUUUGACAAUCCGCUUUCGUAGAGGGAAGACUUAAGGGCUUAAACUUUAGUGCUGCAGAGCAAAGGAAGUAUUUUAUAACUCACUCAAGAGUCAACUUUUAAAAUGAGUCGAUGUUGAAUAAUAUUUCCAAAAAUAGACUCUUCAACAUUCAUUCUAACUUCCUUUGCACCAGUGUAACUUGAUGGAUUUACCCGGAUUGCACUGAGAGCAAAAUAAGGUCCUGGCAUCUUUUAGACUCUGGAACAAUAAAUAUUUGGAGAAUUAAAAUACCAGUCUAUGCAUAUUGGGACUUCUCCAGUUCUCAUGGCACUUGUAAAUCAGAGUUUACAGGACUUAUUCAGUGGGGCAUUCUCGAUUCAUAAUGUAUUGUCUGUGUGUAUUAAUAUUAAUGUACAGUUUGGAAUUUUCUCAGUCUUUUAUCACAUGCAGGGAUGUAUCCUGCAUUUGUCAGUGUAAUUUUUUUAUUUUUUAUUUUUUCUCCCCUCUCCCCCCAGUUAGGAAAGAUAGGCUUCCUUCUCUCCAAACUUUAAAUGAGACCGUUCUUUGGAGGACAGAAGUAGAAUGCUUCUGAGGGCUUUUCUUCUGAGAGAGGAAAGGUAAACGCAGAUAUUUAUGUAAACCUGUACAUGAAUGCAUGAUUUAAUGUAGUUUAAUAUUAAAUAUGAUGAGUGCCAAGAGUUUUCUAAGGAGCUCUAUUAUGUGAUUAAAAGCAAAUGCAAACGUGCGUUCGCUUUUGCAGAGUGCAUUACAAUGUUAAUGGAAUUCAGUAACUAUCCCGUUACCUCAGGACAGUAGCAGGGUGUUGUGAUACAGGUGCAUUGACGUUGUAACCUCCAUCCUGUCUUAGCACAGUUUGGAGAUACGGAACUGUGUUUCUUUCAGAAAAAAUCUGCUUAGAUGGGCAUUGUUUAAAACAUUGCCUUUCACGCUGAAUAGUCACAGAAUGGUAUUUAUGGGUUGUAAUUCAUCUGUAGCCACAGGGAACCUUAAUGCUAUUUUUUAGCUGCUACCAUUUACACACCUCCCUGGCUUCCUCUGGCUUGAUAGGAGCACCAGGUGUAGGAAUUUGCCCGAAAAAUGAUUAAUAAAUAUCUUAAACUUACGCCUGUGCUUUUUCUGAAGUAGGUGAUAGGAGGUUGCCGUAGGUGAUGCUCUUGAAACACAAGCAUAGGAGGAUAUACAUGGAUCAAGCCUUAUUCAGAGGUGUACUUUUCCCUUUGACGUGACUACAGGGUACAAUGUGAACUUUGCAUGUGGAAAGAAUUGACAGUAAAGCGUCUCCUUUUAAUGAAAACAGGUCUUUCUGGAAGUCAGUCUUAAUCAUUACUGAAAGGUUUCUUUUUGGCGUGACAGCAAGAGCCUUAAUAGUCAACUCUAAAAUGUAACUAAAAAUGUCACCGGGCUGUUUCCCAUCUGCAGACAGUGUUCCCUGCUCUGCCUGGUAAAUAGUUAUAUUCCCUUGUCCUGAAAUAUAGAUCUGGAGCAGCUGUGGAUUUCUUUCAUACUUGUUCCUCUGGCCUGCUGCUGAUAGCAGUUACCGUAAAGAUGGAGCCGGUGUGGCUAAAAGACCAGAUUGUUAUGGAAGGGAGGGGUCUCUUAGCAGCAAAGUGAAAGUAAUUGCUAUUCAGUGCUCAGUAACUGAAUAAUAGAGUAGCUGCUGACUUUGUCAAUAGAAGGUGCAAGCUGCAGAAGAACUGUGCAUAUGGGGAGUUUGGCUGUCAGCAGAGCAGCCUGUGCAAAGUUAGGCUAAGCUGUUGUGACUCUGUCUAGCAUUUGCCAAAAGAUAAGGAAUUGUUUAACUAUUAUGCUCUCCCUCUAAUGUUCCUUUGCUUGUUUCAUGAUACUUGUAACCUCUGAGCUGCUGUAGGGCUAGUUUCAAAUGGUGAAGUGCAGUUGCAUUCAAAUUAAAAUGGAAGGAAUUUUAUGCUUUGAAAAUGAAAACGUGCAUCAGUUAUGUUAGUGUUGGGAGAUACUUGCAUGUAAAAUGGUCUGGCCUCUAGACCACAAAGCCCGGUGUGGAGUUCUUCUUGUUUUUUGUUUUUUCCAUGUGUGGAUUUACUUUUCAAAUCUGAUGCUCUGUUAGCUCCACCCUUUUGCAGGGGAGCACUGUGCGAGUCUUCUCCAGAUAUACUGAACCUGGACUUGAAAUCAGCUGUAAAGAACAUUAAGAUGCUUCUGGCUGCCCCCUUUGACAGGCUCUUCUAAUUGUUUCUGCUGCACAUGCCACAUAGGAAAGUACAUGGUUUUGUUUGUGAACUUGAGAGUUUUGCUAUAAAGCUGGAUUCUUAGUGCUAAAGGCUUUUGACUGUUUUGUAAAUACGUGCAUUAAUGCAAAUUGAGGGGAGGAAAAAAAAAAAAAAGGUUUAGGGACGACAAUAUUAAGUAGCCAUGAAUAUUGCAAGUCCCUUGGAGCUCUUUUCCUAUCAGACUAGGAUACAGAGUGGAAGCUAUUGUACUGUUUUGUUUCCGAUACGGAAACUCACUUGGUUGUUGUGCCCAACCGUAAGGGCUGGUUUCUGAGCCAGCCUCGUGUUGGAUGGCUGCGCUCAGCCACAUCGGUCUUCAACCAAUUGAAUGACCAAAGCGUUUGGACCACACAGUGGUUUGCUGUUCCUUCAAAAUUACUCCCUCCAUUUCAGUACUAACUUUAAAAACUUCCCUUAUCUUCAAGAGGAUGUUUUCACCCAUUUAAAUUUGUGCCUUGUACCCUCCCCUCCCUUAGGGAAAAAGAUGGCUCAUAUAUUGCACCUACUUUAGUUUCUCCAAGUAGUGCUAAGGCCCAUCUCAUUCUCUUAUGGUAGAGCUAUAACCAAUUCUGAAAGGUGACAAACUUGGUGAUAGCAGUUCUGUGACCCUCCUUACACCUAGAGGCCAUUCACGCACAGCAGCUAUUGUAUUCCAGAGCAGAUUUCCAUAUUGUACCUGUUCACCAGGGCGGAAGGACCUGUGCUUGGCUGUGAAAGAUGGUGUGUAAUGCUUUGGCCUUCCUUGCCUUCCCCUAGUUUUCCCCGUGCAUGCAGAGUUGGGGACAGGAUUAUCCUUUCUUCUUGGACUAGCACUAAGUAAGUGUACACUCUAGCAUAGGUCUGACCUGGGAAGGAAAGCCCUCGUAUGAAGCUUUUUAGGUAGAGUGCCAAGAUGAGUGCAUAGUCUGCAACGUACCUUUCUGAACUCAAAGCUUUGGUAUUAUCAGUGGUGGUUCAGGAAUGCAGUAGCUCACUGGGAACUUGAAUGCUGCCUCUGGCUGGGUAUGCAAUUUGACUGUAGUUCUGGCAUAGCUAAUCUUAUGUUGAUUACCCCAUCUUACUUCCUGCUUUCACUUAAUAGCUCGUGCUUCAAAAAAGAAUAUAGAGCGUGAAGCAACGUUGGGGGGGGUUGAGUGCAAAACAGCGAACUGAACACCUUCAUUGCAUGCAUAUCUGCUUUGUUGUAAAGACAUUAAGGAGUAGUCAAGACAAAAACAGACACUGAUGUGAAACCAGCUUGGAGAGGACGCUAGACCCUGUGCUGUAGUAUUUAUCUGAAUUGAAGACAAAUUCCGAAUGUUUACCUCAGUGUAAAUACCUUUCCAUUAGGAGGAACGUGUACCUCAGUGUAAGUUACCUUUCCAUUAGGAGGAAAGGAAUAUUGCAUGGAGCAAUCAAUAUUCCAGAUUGCUUUGCCAAACACUUAGUCCUCUCUAAGGCAGGCUUCACAUUAGUAUGAACACUGUCCCUCUUUGGACCCUUACCUUUCUAGGAUGUGAACGGUAAAAAUGUGAAUAUUUGUUGUUUACUUCAUUAGGCAUAAUUCAUAAUGAUGUGUUUAUAUGAAGAAUAUCACAGACUGAAGCAAAACCAUAUGCAAUUGGUUUACUUUAUUAUAAACUGUAUAUGAUGUACAAACUAAUAAACACUUAAAUGAC